Messenger RNA from Rotaria socialis, 849 nucleotides. The record is from the annotation of a GenBank genome assembly. NCBI's taxonomy places the organism in Eukaryota, Metazoa, Rotifera, Eurotatoria, Philodinida, Philodinidae.
AUGUCGCUUGUUACUUUACCAGCCGAGAUUGUCUAUCGUAUUUUGGAUCAUCUCGAUAUUUAUUCAACGUGGAUUUUAUUUAGUCGUGUCUGUAAACGAUUGCAUACAAUUACUAAUACUUAUGAUCGAUAUGAACUUGAUCUUUCCUCAAUUCCACAAGAUAACAUUAAAUUGAUUGCGAAUAUCAUUCGGCCCGAAAAUGUCAUCAAACUGAUUUUAUCUAACAAGUCGUUCGAGACAAAAAUUUUCGACUUCUUUCUUUCGCUUUUUGAUAACCGUGCUUUUUGCCGACUUCGUUCAUUGAUGUUGAAUCAAGUCAAAUGUAAUGAUCUUGAUCAUGUUUUACAAGCAUUUGCUAGUUGCCCACUUAGUUCAUUAUCCGUAGACAUAUGGGACACAUGGCGAAAUAAUAAAGUAGCAGCUUUUGUUAAUUCAACAGUUGUUCAAUUCAAACUUCGCAAGUUAAUUGUGAAAAAUUUCAAUCAUUUGGCUAAAAAUAUAUCUUGGCCAAAUAUUUGUAAUUUAACUUAUCUUUCAUUCGGUAGUUGUGAUUACUCAGAAUAUCAAACCGUUCUUGGUGAUUUACGAUAUCUAAAGACUUUAGUAAUACGAGAUUGUAUUAUUCAAGACCGUAAUCAAAUGAUCUUUACAUCUUAUCCGCAAUUAUUAUCUCUAACAAUUAGUGAUUGUAAUCUAUCGAUGAAUGAUAUUGAAUUUCUUCUAGCACAAACUCCUUCACUUUCGCAUCUUAAAUUGUGCUCUCAUCCGGAAAAAUUUGAUUCAGCAUACAAUGGUUUUUCAUGGGAACAGUUUAUUAAAGUUAAUAUUUCAUCUUUGGCAGAAUUUUGA